Alternaria conjuncta is the source of this 1143-nucleotide messenger RNA. RefSeq lists its product as uncharacterized. The record is from RefSeq and is a predicted model, not a curated record. The transcript has a single exon. Bases 1 to 1143 code for a protein of 380 amino acids. Lineage: Eukaryota; Fungi; Ascomycota; Dothideomycetes; Pleosporales; Pleosporaceae.
AUGUUAACUAAAUCCACGCCUAGCAACGGCAUAUCCCUCCGGUUUGAGGCAGAAGAACUGGAACCCGACAACAAGUUCCAGUUGAACCGUAAACAACGUCGUGACCUCGGCCACCUCAUAAUUACAACUCCAGAGACAGAGCGCCCGAUAACCCUGUUUUGUAAUGGUCUUACCGUUAUUGGAAGGGGGCGAAACACUGUCCUACAGGCAUUAAGGUCUGGAUUGUUUGAACUCGUGCAUUCUAGCAAGGAAGAUGCAGGUGUUAUCAUGCUGCCAUAUGUCACAUCUCCUCGAAAAGGCCAGUACAACAUACUCUCAACGUCAUUCCCACAGCGUCGGGAAGUAUCGAUUAGUGUAUUGACUGAAACAACGCAUGUUGUGUGGAAAGAGAUCUUGCAACCCGGCCAUACAUACGGUUUACGGCUGGCUGAGGAAGCUGGCGAAGUGUUCGCAUGUUAUGCGGAUGAGCUCAAUGGCAAUCCCGAACGCCUCACAUCAGCGCAGAAGCUGCCCGUUGAUCGUGAAGAUGGUGGCACAUACUACUUCACCGUCCACGACGACCCGGCACCUCCAAAACUCUUUGCCAGGUUGGAGAUGCCCAAAAAAGCUCAUCUCAAUGGUCCAGAUCCCUUCACCUUCGUCAUCGAAUACACGACCGACAGUCACAAGCCCUUCGUCUUCGAAAAAUCACGCUCCCCACUUUCGGUCACCAAGUUCUGCUCCGGAGACCUGCACUGUAUCGACCAACUAAUCGAUUGUCAGGACAAUGACACCGGGGAGAAGGUUGAAUGGGGCGCCGUCUUCGUCUGCUGGGACGGUGAUCCACAUCCGAACUUUCCGCAUGAUAAUGAUUUCGUGGAGAUCUCAGCGAACAGACCGUGGCGAUUUGAAUGCACAUUGGAGAAGCUAGGUAACGAAAAGGAGUAUGUGCGCAGUAUGGAAGGGCUGAAGGCUGAUCGUACGUAUAAGGCUCGAGUUGGUGGGCCUUCGGGCUUUAGACGGUGGCAGUACGGAAAGAAAGAGGACUUGCUGGCUGGCACGCUAGAAGACAAGAUGAAGAGGUGGGAGGUAGACAUGGAGAAGUUCAGUCGCUUGGACGUGGAAAGAAUCGAGGAGGACCUAUAUUUUGAGACUGUUGCAUGA